Strongylocentrotus purpuratus (purple sea urchin) is the source of this 470-nucleotide messenger RNA. RefSeq lists its product as uncharacterized. The transcript is spliced from 3 exons. Bases 90 to 455 code for a protein of 121 amino acids. Gene Ontology annotation, molecular function: acyltransferase activity, transferring groups other than amino-acyl groups. NCBI's taxonomy places the organism in Eukaryota, Metazoa, Echinodermata, Echinoidea, Camarodonta, Strongylocentrotidae. The record is from RefSeq and is a predicted model, not a curated record.
UUCAUAUUCACGUGCAUAGGAACUUACAACAUGUUUCAGCAGUGCAUAAUUAUGGUCAAGGGCCUUAUUCAUUAAUUUACGGAUUGAAAAUGGGUCGAUUUGAAAGUCGUCUAGCAACAUCAACCGAUGAAUCAACCCUGUACGAUAUCCUCUAUGAGUACGUCAUCGAACAGGACUUGGGAGACGAAUUCACGAAUUCACAACAAAAUUUCAUAAAUCAUUUCAACCUUGGGCACUUUUCGGCGCUUCUCACCGAGGUUAUAGAUGAGACAGAAUGCAAGAGAGAAGUUAUCGGAUGCGCCUUCCUUUCCUUUCCAUAUAAUUACAUCGCUGGUCGGGCAUGUUUUCUACACUGCUGUUAUGUGAAGCCAGCCUACAGAGACCGUGGACUCCAGCAUGAAUUGAUAAAGCUAGCCAAAAAGGUUUGUUUCAACUUCAACUUCCAAUAUAGUUGAACAGAACAUUAAUGG